Messenger RNA from Monascus purpureus, 1587 nucleotides. Lineage: Eukaryota; Fungi; Ascomycota; Eurotiomycetes; Eurotiales; Aspergillaceae. The record is from the annotation of a GenBank genome assembly.
AUGGCCAUGGUGAUUGCUCCUGCCAAAUCUGCCUCGCUGCGGCUUCAUCCUCUUCCAUCUCCGGCUGCAUCUCCCACUUGGGCCUCUGCUUCUGCUUCUUCGACGUCCCUUCCCCUGCCCGUCCCCCAGGAAGAACACCAUCCCCCAAAGAAAUGCCUCAGGCGAUGCCGGCCUUCAAACCGAAAGAGAGAGAGGCUUAAGAAAGCGUCGCGCAAGACUUUCAAUUCCAGAUCCUCCCCGUCCCCUGGUAACAACAUGGACGCGUCAACAUCCCACACGAAACUACAGAAAACUGCAGAUCUCCGCCGUGUGUACACGUCUUACAGGGCCGUCUUCAAUGGCCCGAAUGCCAAAAUACGCAGAGUAAAGCCCAUCACUUCACUCAUUGAAAAGUUUGCAUCUCCCAUGCGCAACCUGCUUAAGGACCUCGGUAAGGAUAAUGUCGUUGCCAUGAUCAAAACUCUGCUUGAGCUCGGGGUAUUCGAGUCGGAGCAAAAGGCAAAUAUCAAGUUUCCCGAGUUGUUCAAUGAUUCAACCGCGCGUAACAUGAAUCGUGCCGCCUCUGAGUUUUCGAUAAAGUGUUCGACGGAUGAAGCAGUGAGGAGGAUAGAAUCUGAAGGAGACUAUUUCAACUUUAACCAGCCUGGCCCCCUUCCAUCGGUUGCUGUGAGACCGGCAACAGAGACCGCCAGUCAGCAGGACAUUCAGAAUCACCUGGAACCGAUGGUCUGUUUCCCUUGCUUCCCAGGUUCUACCAAACCGCCGACUUUAUACACUAUCUCGCUCCCAUACAGUGCGCAGCAUAUGAUUGUUACACAUGCGCAACGGAUUCUAGAAGAGUGUUUCUGGGACUGGGCGAAGAGUCGGAUGCCAACAUUCAUCAACAGGAGCAGCUGGGAUUGCCCAGCGGCCAUCGAGUUGACGACAUGGUUGAAGCAAAUUCCCCAUUGGGUAAAAGUGCUUUCUCCCGACGCCUUUCAGCGAGACAUCGUAGAGGCUCAUGAGGCACGGCUACAGCAAGUGUUGGCCGAUGCGACAAGGCUUCGCCACACGGCUGUCCAUCGGUUGCCGACCACUGCUCGAGGCCUUGAUACGAUGCUCGUGUCCAGCGCGAAAUUAGCAAACCUCCUCUGGGAUCCGUUGCGCGCGGGUCUGCUGGAAAAUCUCCACCUUGAGCUGGAGAGGCAUAUCAGGUCUAUGGAAUUGAGCAAAAAUGCCUUGGAUAAUCAGCUCGGUGAGGGGCUGGGAGAAAUCCUUGGACAGCGCGCAGAAUUGGAACUAAAAGAGAGACAGCUCUAUAUGAGAAUCGCACAGGAGGACGAGUCCAAUAUGUCUUUGACCGGACAACUACUACAGGAAUCAGUUCAGAAGAUCAUUAGUGGUGAAAUUGAUACGGAGAGUAACGAGCCCGGCAGUGACAUCACGAUGAGUGGGAAAUCCGAUACUGAGGAUACCACCGUCGGAAGUGAGGACGCAGGUAAGGGCGGUGACGUACAAACUGUCGGACAUGACAGUCACAGGGAAGGUUGCAGCACCGCUACCAAUAGCUUGUCUUAUGAGAAGGUUGACUCCGGGCAAGGACUGUGA